CAUCUGACAAGCUGCUGUCUAUCCGUCCCCUGAGCUAAAAUCCUGUAGAGAAGUCAAGUAUGUAGACUCGUAGCGUAUAAAUGUUUCGCAGGCCAAGUAUCACGACCGCUUCUUUUUCACAGUCAUCGCGCAACCGUCUUUCUUUCCACCAGGUCUACCUGGAUUGUCCUUCACUUUUCUUUGACGCCUUGACGACCUAUCACGCUCUUUUUUAUCGUCAGCAAUCAUGAGAUACGCGCUCCUCGCAGCACUCUGCGCACCACUUGUUGCGGCUCGGCCCAACCCGAACGUCAGCAGCCAAUGCACGCCCUCAGAGGUUACCGUGGCGGGGUCGACACAGUUUGAAACCCGCACCGAGACCAUCGUGCAAACCAGCACCGUUGUUUCUACUGUCACGAGCACUGUUAGCGUUCCAACUACUACCACUGUCGCGCUUCCUGGACAACCUACCACUGUGACACUCCCUCCCGCGACUGUCACGCUUUCUGGAACCUCAUCUGGCCAAGCUACGACCGUCACUGUCCCCGGUUCUACAACUGUCCUGGUCCCUGGCGCCCCCGGUACAGUCACUAUUCCCAACAAUGGUGCUCAGGUUGUCACUGUCACUGUCCCUGGCAAUGCGAAAACCGUCACUGUCCCUGGUGAGACUAAGACAAUCACCAUUUCCGAGGUCGUCAAGACCGUCACUGUUCCUGGUGUUGCUACCACCAUCACGGUCCGUCCGCAGACCUCUACCAUGACGCUCGCCCCUGCGACCCAAUCGACGGCUGUCACCAUCCCUGGCGGCACCACCACCAUCACCGUUCCUGCCGAGGUGAGGACUGUCACUGCCGAGCAAGGUGUUCAGACAAUCACGGUUCCGGCGCAAACUCGCACCAUUACUCUGCCUCCCCAAAUUGUUACGAUUACUGUCACGCCGACCCCUGUGUCCCCGAGCAGUGUGGCUUCUGUUGCCACUACGUCGCAGUCUACUGUGUCCAGUGUCUCGUCUGCUGGUGUCUCGUCUACUGACUCUUCCUCCACUGUGACUGGUACGGAUGUCGAGGCUGCUAGUGUGAGCUCGGCCACUUCUACUUCUCAGUCUUCCGCCGCGACCACCGAGACUUCGACUGCUUCUACGGACGUUACCACCACUGCCACCGAGACCUCUACCUCGACUGAGACUUCCGCAAGCACUGAGGUUUCUACAAUCUCUACUGGAACUUCUGCUACCGAGACCUCCACCAGCACUGAGACUUCUACUGCGGAGAGCACUGCUACCACUGAGACUUCCACUGCGGAUACUGAGACUUCUGCUACGGAGACUUCUACUUCUGAGGCUACUACCACCCAGGCUACUACUACAGAAGCCACCACUACGGAAGCCACUACCACCGAAGCCACCACCACUUCUGAAGCUACUACCUCUGAAGCCACUACUUCUGAGGCCACCACCACUGAAGCUACCACCACUGAGGCUACCACCACUUCCUCACCGACUGUCGACCCGCUCUCCAGUGCAGUAGCGGUGAUUACAUCUGAGGCCCUCCAGCCCUUCUGCUCGACCAUUCUCGACUACACCACCCCAACUGUGACGUCCACUGAGGCUGGUACUGUGACCGUACCCACAACAGCGGUUAUUACCAGUGGAGUCUCUGUAGUGACUGUAACUGUCACUGCGAUAACAACCAUUCGGUCUUCCACUCGCAUCCCCUAUGAUACCUACACCAGCUUGCAUCCCAAUGUCCCCUACAAGCGCGAAGCUUUGGCGGGUAUUCCAGACACGUUUACAUUCGUGGACAUCCCGGACACAAUGACAGCGGCCGAGCCCGUUGCUGCCACGGAGGCAGCCAUUACACCCGCGGAUCUUGCAACAUUCGAAGCGGGCAUCAUAACCGCCGCUUGCCAGCUUCAAGCCACUCCCGUCUCGACUACCGUGUACACGACUAUUCCGGCACAGACUGAGUACAGCACCAUUACUUCUAUUGUUCCGAGCACCACGUCCACGGCAACCUCUACCGCCUUCUCUACAGCUACAGUAACCCAAACUAUCAUUGUUGUGGGUUUGUAAAUAGAUAUAUUGGCGGGUUUAUAUAGUUGGCUAGCGUCUAUUAAUGCACUUAAGCAUUCUACCUCCGAUAUUUUUUAAAUUCAUAUGCCGCAUCUCAUGACCCGUCGGCACGUAGCGCGAUAAUUUCACGUUAGACAUUUAUUUAGACGGAGUCCAGCACAUCCCGAGGCAUGUGCAUACGUAUAGCUAACCAGCUUAAUGUGCCGCUAUCGUAUAAUUUUCACGAGGGAGAGGCAUAAUAUCCAGCGCCAACGAGACUAGGGAGGUUCGACUUAGGAACCCGAUGCAAACAACCGGUUAAUAGCACAAACACACAUGUUGGG
This is a messenger RNA of Aplosporella prunicola CBS 121167, 2373 nucleotides long. RefSeq lists its product as uncharacterized. The transcript has 3 exons. NCBI's taxonomy places the organism in Eukaryota, Fungi, Ascomycota, Dothideomycetes, Botryosphaeriales, Aplosporellaceae. The record is from RefSeq and is a predicted model, not a curated record. Bases 227 to 2050 code for a protein of 607 amino acids.